Chara braunii is the source of this 2870-nucleotide messenger RNA. The record is from the annotation of a GenBank genome assembly. Lineage: Eukaryota; Viridiplantae; Streptophyta; Charophyceae; Charales; Characeae.
AGCGCGAGCUCCGCUGAUGCAUUACGCGAUUUUUUGAGUGCGGGCUGCGCUACUUCUCAUUUGCGCAAUUGCCUGCUCGGUCUGCGCUUGGCCUGUCGAGAUCGGCGCCGGCAGCAGAACGCCUCCUCGGCGAACGGUGUGGCAUAUUAUCGGCAUUCUCAAGGAGAGGAGGAACGCUGGGCAUUCUCAAGGAGAGGAGAAAACGACAUCGUCUUGGUAUAUUUUAUGCCUAGUGUGCGUUGCUCGACUCUGGCGGUCUCACUUCCGUACGACGAUUUGAUUCUAGCGUGGGGUUUCCGUACGACGAUUUGAUUCUAACGGUUUCGGUACGACGAUUUGAUUCUCGCGGUUUCCGUGCGACGAUUUGAUUCUCGCGGUUUCCGUACGAGGAUUUGAUUCUAUCGGUUUCCGUACGAGGAUUUGAUUCUAUCGGUUUCCGUACGACGAAGAAUCAGGGAGAUAUUAUCGAGAUUUUGUACGGAGAGUGCGUGGCCGCGAACCCAACGUUGGCUUCGUCGGAGCUCUUUCUCGUCAGUCACCAUGGCUUACGGGGAUUCGAAUCCGUAUUUCAAUAUUAAGGAUUGGGGCCUCUCACGUGGAGAUGGAAAUUUUGGGGGAGGGGAAGACGCUCCUCCUAUUGCAUCGUACUCUGCCUUGUUUUAUUUGCAGGUUGAAUGUGACCCUCAGUACGUUCUGUCUAUCAGUAAGGAGGACACAAACGGGCCGCUAAUGGUAAUGGCGAAUCAGAACAAUCCAAGCCAGACAUGGAGGAAGGUCGACUUUGGAACUAGUUUUGCGCUUGUGAACGUUGAUACGGGUCGCGCGCUACUGAUAAACGGCGAAGAUGAACCGCUGACAACGUCAUCAGCAGAUACUCUCAGCGGCAGCAACGGUAUCCCGUCCGUGAAGAAUCUGCUAAGAGCAGGGGACCACAGGCGAGAGGGCUAUACUCCAAUCACCACAGUACAAAACAAGUAUCUUCACAUUUCUCUCGCAGACAGGACUGCGGCGAAUGGAGUGAAAGUGGUCGUAUCCAAAUGGAGAUUAGUCCAUCACCAUCAUCAGUCGUGGAGGAUGAUCCCUGCUUUUCCGACAUUCACACUCCGGCCGAAGUUGGACAUUGCCUACGGUCUGUCGACAGAGAAAGAUAACACACGUGGCGGUGUGACCAUCAACAAGGUUAACAGAUCUGGUUUGCGAUCAGAUGAUCCAUUCCUCACGUGGUACUUGAUACCCGUUACCCCAAAGAGGCUCAGGAUGAUCCCAACCAAGUUCAAGAUUGUUAACAGUGCAAGUGGUUUCGCUCUGAGGCGAGUCGGAUCUCGCAAACAGAUUGAGCAGGUAGACCCAUCUACAGCAGGUGAGGACGCUGUGUGGACCAUCGGUGAGGACGCUGGCGGUUGUUUCUUCCCUCUCCAUCCCGCGACCGCUAAUGCAGAGAGUGCUGACGUCAACGGGAGUACUGCUCAUGCAGCUUGCAUAGUCCGCACUGUCGAGUAUGGCCGCGGCGACGAUCAGAUAUGGGGAUUUUUCCCAAUUCAUUCCGAUACGCCUGUGAAUCCGCGUAGAAGUUAAAGGUGCUUAACUAACUGGAAUUGACUCAGAACUUGAAGGGAAUUUGAGUUUCUCGGAAGAUGCAUCGAACCAGCGCGCGGAUGUUUUGUCAACAGAGUCAACAUAGUCAACGAUGAUAUUUAUAGUUGCGGCGUGUGUUCGCGUACUAGUUUUGACGAUUCCAUCUGAGAGGAUAGGGAGGGGGAGGGUGAUGGAAAUUAAUAUUCGUGCCGAUGAAGAGGACACGUGCAGUUCUGACGCUUUUUUUUACCACUUGAAGCCAUGUUACUGGUGACCCAUCUCUCUCUCUCUCUCUCUCUCUCUCUCUCGCUCUCGCUCUCUGCGUGUGUGUGUGUGUGUGUGAUCCCAUUAGUCUUGAGUACUUAGGAAGGUAGGCAUACUUUCUCCGAGAUGAAAUGCAGGGGCAAAAAAAAAAAAAAAGAAGCUGCGGAGUAGUGUGCAUCGCAGGGCGACAAGCAGAAAAGCAUGACAGAUUUUUUUUUGGAUUAUCAUUGCGAGUCUCUUUUCUUUUCUUAUGUCUUUAAAUGUUUUUUUUUCUCUUUUUUUCCUAGUUGCUUCCAUGUUUGUUGUGAUAGGCGGUGUUUUUGUCCCGUUCUUCAAGGGGUGACAGCGGGGGUGAAAAAAACAGGCUGUCGUGAGUUGGGGAUGGAUUGACAAUCUUGGGCUCGAUCACUGUUUAAGUACUGAAACAAUUUUGGGCUCGAUGGACUUUUUUGGGACCCCUGCUCGUCUAUGUUUCUAUGUUAUUGUGAAUGUGAAGGUUGGGAUCGGGAUCGUGGAGGAGAGGGGAAAGAAGGGGUGUGAGGAAGGAAGUGCGAAAGGUGUUACGAGUUAGAACUUGGAAUCCAUCAUGCAAGUCACACUAGGACUUUUUCGAUUCAUCUGUUGACGUCAUUGCAGUCAGAUGCAUAUCCUCAUCCGCCCGUAAUUGCAGUGAAAUGCAUUUAAGAUAGUGCUGUUGUGAGUACUGUUAACCCCCUUAGAUUGGUUGCAACGAAGGGCUGACGAAGGUAAUAGGAAUUGCAAGGGAGAGGAGAAUAGGUUUGAUCAAUUGCAAGAGAGAGGAGGAUAUAGGUUAGAAUCCGUUAGAUCGAUCACAAGAGAAAGGAGAAGAGGUUAAUUGUAAGCAAGGCCAGAACGAUCUGGUGGAAGUCUUAGAGAAGUCUUAGACCGUGUCUUGCCUCCGGAAUCCUUACGGAGUUUGGUGUCUUUCCCGUGGACAUGAUCAUCUUCACCAUUGUCACUGCGAUGGAUGGGUGUCUCGUACAAGUAGCUAAUGUGCAUUCCCGCCAAAG